Messenger RNA from Priceomyces carsonii, 522 nucleotides. RefSeq lists its product as uncharacterized. The record is from RefSeq and is a predicted model, not a curated record. The transcript has a single exon. NCBI's taxonomy places the organism in Eukaryota, Fungi, Ascomycota, Pichiomycetes, Serinales, Debaryomycetaceae. Bases 1 to 522 code for a protein of 173 amino acids.
AUGUCUGGGACACAAGAGGAUAUAUAUAAGGAAUAUUUAAAUUAUGACUGGGAUUCUUUUAGAGAAUUUCAAGAUGGAUUACGGGAGAUUUUAGAUAAUUACUUGAAAAACUUACAAGAAAACGACGCUACAAUAUCAUCAAUUUCUCCGCAUGAUAAGCAGCAAUUGAUAGACCAAGCUAAGAGCUUUUUUUACUGCUCAAACUCCGGAAACAUAAUGAAUUUAGAUGAAUUCAAGGCUUGGGAGAAAGAAAAUGGAGAUAAAUAUAGAAGGAGUAAACAAAUCGUGGAAUUGGAGGAACCAGAUCAGAUUCAAUCAAGCAACGACACGGAAAAUAUGGAAUCCACCGCCCCGUACUCUUCGAACUACCAUGAACUAGUUGAAAGGAUUAUUACAGGCAAAGAAAUACCAGGAAUAAAACAAAUUCCUGAUACUGUACUUCCCGAAAAAAGCUCCCAAUCCCAUGCAAAAUUGAGAGUGAAACCCUGGGAGCAGAAGGAAGUGAAUAAAGACAUAUCCUAA